This is a messenger RNA of Triticum turgidum subsp. durum (durum wheat), 681 nucleotides long. The record is from the annotation of a GenBank genome assembly. Lineage: Eukaryota; Viridiplantae; Streptophyta; Magnoliopsida; Poales; Poaceae.
AUGGCCGCGGCUUCUCCUCCCCUCCUCCCCGUCUCCGUUAUCCCGGCGGCCACCGCCGCGACCGCCACCAUCGUCCUCCCCGCCCCGGACACCUCCUCGGCGGCCAACCAGCGCGCCUAUCUCGCCCGCCUCCUCGACUCCGCCAAGCGCUCCCUCUCCGGCGCGCGCCCGUGGGCCGAGCUCCUCGACCGCGCGGCGCUCAGCCGCCCGGACUCCCUCGCCGACGCCACCGCCCGCGUCCGCAGGAACCUCGCCUACUUCCGCGUCAACUACGCCCUCCUCGUCGCGCUCUCCCUCGCCGCCUCCCUCCUGGCGCACCCGUUCGCGCUCGCCGCCCUGCUCGCGCUCCUCGCCGCCUGGUGCGCGCUCUACCUCCUCCGCCCCGCCGACGCGCCCCCGCUGGCGGCCUUUGGGAAGACCUUCUCCGAGAGGGAGACGCUGGGCGGGCUCUUGGCGGCGUCGGCGUUCGUCGUCUUCGUGACCUCCGUCGGGUCCAUCGUCUUCUCCGCCCUCGCGGCCGGCGCCGUGCUCGCCUGCGCGCACGGCGCGUUCCGGGUGCCCGAGGAACAGCUCUUCCUCGACGACGACCUGCAGCCUGGCGCUGGAGGAAGAGCGGGCUCCUCCGUCGACCUGCUCUCCUUCUUCACCAACGCCGCGGGAGGAGGAGGCGGGCGCGGCUGA